Messenger RNA from Anolis sagrei ordinatus, 3278 nucleotides. The record is from RefSeq and is a predicted model, not a curated record. NCBI's taxonomy places the organism in Eukaryota, Metazoa, Chordata, Lepidosauria, Squamata, Anolidae.
AGCAAGGCAGUGGGAGCGACUGGGAAGCAGCCCUGAAAUCCUCAGAAACGAGCAAGCAUUCAACAGGGAAAGAGCCUUUGGGAAAUCAAAAGAGAGGAAACCAAGUCAAGAAGGGAAAGAAACCUCUCACUUCUCAAGAGUCCGACACCUGGGAACCUCUGACUGCCCAGAUGACUCGCAAAGGCAAAAGGAGAAGUAAGUGUCCUGUCUGUGGGAAAAGAUAUUUGCGAUUAAAGGUACACUACAGGUGCCACACAAGCGAAGAACUCAACAGAUCCCCCCCACGUGAAAAGCCACACCAGUGCACAGAAUGUGGAAGGCAAUUCUGUUUAAGGGGAAACCUGAAAUCGCAUCAGAGAAUCCAUAUAGGAGAGAAGCCUUAUGAAUGCAAAGAAUGCAGAAAGUGCUUCUCUCAGAGCAGAGACUUGCGUUCCCAUUGGAGAAGCCACGCAAAAGAGGAGUCAUAUAUAUGCAGGGAGUGCGGAAAGAGCUUGAAGUCCUGCACAACUCUGUAUUCGCAUGAGAAAACCCACAGGGAGAAACGCUUUGCUUGCGUGGACUGCGAAAAGCAGUUUGUUCGGAAGGAUGCCCUUAUAAUACACCAGAGGACCCACACGGGGGAAAGACCAUUCAAAUGUGCGGACUGCGGAAAGAGCUUCACCCAGGCUGGGAACCGGGAUAAGCAUGAGAAAACCCACAGAAGUGAGAAGCCGUACAAAUGCCUGGAAUGUGGGAAGACCUUCGGCACAAGAGCAUACCUGUCUUUGCACGAAAAAACCCACACAAGGGAAAAGCCAUAUGCAUGCUUGGACUGUGGGAAGAGAUUCCUUUUGAAGUCUAUGCUGUGGUCGCAUGAGAAGGCCCACACCACGGAGAAGCCCUACAAAUGCCUGGAGUGUGGCAGAAGCUUCGCUCAGAGCACAAAUUUCCGCAGGCACCAGAGGACCCACACAGGGGAGAAGCCACAUCGGUGCUCAGAAUGCGGAAAGGUCUUCAGUCAGAGAGGUCAACUGCGCAGGCAUGAGAGAUUCCACACAGGAACAAAACCAUACAAAUGCAUGGCCUGCGGGAUGUGCUUCAGGCACAGUGGAUCCCUACGUCAGCAUGAGAAGGUCCACAAGGGAGAAAAGCCACACCAGUGCAAGGAAUGUGGAAAGAGCUUCAUUCGGAUCGACCACUUGCGCUGCCAUGAGAAAACCCACACUGGGGAGAAACCCUAUAAAUGCAUGGAGUGUGGAAAGGGCUUUUCUCAGAGCGGAUAUCUACGUUUACAUAAGAGAACCCACACAGGGGAGAAACCUUAUAAAUGUACAGAAUGUGAUAAGAGCUUCAGCCUUAGUCAUUACCUAGUACUACACAAAAGAAUGCACACAGGGGAGAAACCCUAUAUAUGCCCGGAGUGCGGGAAAAGCUUCACGCAGAUUUCAAAUCUCUCUAAACAUCAAAAAACCCACACAGGGGAGAAACCCUACAAGUGCAUAGACUGUGGGAGAUGCUUCAGUUCGAGUGACAGUCUCCAUUUCCAUCAGAAGACGCACACAGGGGAGAAGCCAUAUCAGUGCUCGGAAUGUGGAAAGGAAUUCAGAUGGAGACGGUCUCUGAGAUUGCAUGAGAGAAUCCACACGGGAGUGAAACCAUACAAAUGCACAGCCUGCGGGAUGUGCUUCAGACACAGUGCAUCCCUGCGCCUGCAUGAGAAGAUCCACACAGGAGAAAAGCCACACCAGUGCAAGGAAUGUGGAAAGAGUUUCACUUUGAUUGGACAACUGCGCGUCCAUGAGAGAACCCACACUGGGGAGAAGCCCUAUAAAUGCACGGAGUGUGGAAAUAGCUUUUCUCAGAGUGGAAAUCUACGUUCACAUAAGAGAACCCACACAGGGGAGAAACCUUAUAAAUGUACAGAAUGCGAUAAGAGCUUCAGCCUUAGUCAAAGCCUAAUACUACACAAAAGAAUCCACACUAGGGAGAAGCCCUAUAUGUGUCCAGAGUGCGGAAAAAGCUUCACGCAAAGUUCACAUCUCUCUACACAUCAAAGAAGCCACACAGGGGAGAAACCCUACAAGUGCAUAGACUGUGGGAAAUGCUUCAGUUCGAGCACUCGUCUCCGUUCACAUCAAAGGACCCACACAGGGUCCUAUUAAAGCAUCGGAUGUCGAAGGAGCUUCAGCAAGGAUAACGGGGAAACUUCAGCCAGAUCGCAAAAACUUACUAUGAGGAUAAGCGAUACUACAAAAGGCUCAGAAAUAUUGGACUCAGAUACACAGGAUGGUGGACGAUUUUGCAAAGGUUAAAUUGACAAGGAAGCCUGGACUAUUUGUUGGGGAUGCUAUAUGGCCAAUUAGAAAAGAAAGACAGAGAAUUAAUUAGUGCACUAUAUGAUCACAGCGGCAAGAAUGUUAUGAACCCAAAUGGUUCCUGUUCUUUUGAUGCAGAGCGUUGAAGGAAUAGUGAUGUAUAUUGGAUCAAUGAGGCACUUCAGAGACCAAAUUUGAUUUUAAUACUUUUCAUGUAACAUUCAUGGAGUAUAAUCAUCUUAGAAUCACAUCGGAAUCACAUCAAGAGAGAGCUCUCAUCCAUUCAUCUCAAGCAUACUCACGACGCUUUAGUUGCUGCGGUUCCUGAAAGCGUGCUUGGUCUUGGAAGUCCCCUGCGUUUAUAGUCUGAAGUUACUUUUUAACAUGUUCCGCUCUUGUGAUUUCAGAACAUUCACAUUCAUCUUUCCGUUCGUAUGAUUUAUGGGGUACUACCUGCACGCUUUUGUUGUUAGCCUUGAUAUGCUUCUAUUGUCCAUUGUUUUUCAGCUGAGCUUUAUUGCUUCCUUGCUUCGUCUGGAAAGUCCGAUCCAUCUCAUGCUUGGCGUGAACUCCAUGCGGAUUCUUCAGGCCUGUUCUUCUUCUGCUCUUUUUCAUACACUCACACAUUCGCCCUUUAUAGGAAUCCUCUCUGCCCAGAAAUGGAAAUAACCAAAUAUUCUUCCGCAAGAAUGAAAUGAUGAAAAUACACAAACUAGCUGAGAUUAAUAAAUUGACAGCAUUAAUUGAGGAGAAAUCUUUGACUAAAUUCAAGAAAUAACGAGACACAUUUAUCACUAUUCUACAGCAAAGAUGGCAGCAACCUUGAACUAUUGUUUUUCCGAUAUGGAAGAAUGUUCUUAAAAGUAGAAAGGUAGAAAUAAAGGGAUACUUAAAGGGACCAAGAAGGAAGAAAAGCAACAAAAGGGCGGCAUAUAGAUUAGUAGGGUUCUGUAGAAAAUGCAUAAAGGUUCUAUGCUGUAGAGA